CGCAGCGACGCACCAUGACGCUCCACUGGACUUAAACAAACAGGAUUUUGGUUUUUACGCAGCACACUAAAGACUCGCCGCUUAUUUACUGACGGGGAGGAAAAGUUGACUGAAAGUUGCACUCCCGUUUUCCAAGAUGCCACGCUCUUUUCUCGUCAAGAAACACAUAAACUCCGCAAAGAAGCCAAAUUAUAGUGAGCUGGAAAGCCCAACAGUGUUCAUCCCACCACACUUGUACAAGGGCCUCCCCCUGUCUGUCAUCCCCCAGCCGGAGAUCCUGAGCGCGGCAGCCUACAGCCCCAUCACAGUGUGGACUACCAGCAACUUGCCGCUGUCUCCGCUGUCCAGUGACCUCUCCCCCAUCUCUGGAUACCCCUCAUCUCUCUCCGACGCCUCCUCCAAAGAUCACAGUGGCUCGGAAAGCCCGAGGAGUGAUGAAGACGAGCAGAUGCUGCCCAAGUUGACAGAUCCUCACGGAGUGGAGGCGGAGAAGUUUCAAUGUGGUUUGUGCAGCAAAUCCUACUCCACGUACUCUGGACUGCUCAAACACAAACAGCUGCACUGCGACGCCCAAACGAGGAAAUCCUUCAGUUGUAAAUACUGCGAGAAGGAGUAUGUGAGCCUGGGGGCUCUCAAAAUGCACAUCAGGACUCACACUUUGCCUUGUGUUUGCAAAAUAUGCGGGAAAGCUUUCUCCAGACCGUGGCUGCUCCAAGGACACAUCAGGACGCACACUGGUGAGAAGCCUUUCUCCUGCCCUCACUGCAACAGGGCAUUUGCGGACAGGUCCAAUCUCAGGGCUCACCUACAGACCCAUUCGGAUGUGAAAAAAUACCAAUGCAAGAACUGCUCCAAAACCUUCUCCAGGAUGUCUCUUCUGCACAAGCAUGAGGAAUCUGGUUGUUGUGUAGCACACUGAACUGGGAUACUUCUCCACCACCAGAGAACCCCUUCUGGCCCUUCUUUAUUUUUCCAAGACCAGGAGAAGUGUCAGGGAAUCAUGCUGAUGGCGUCGGCUCACAAAGAUAGAGACUUUUCCUACUACCUGUCCAUUUCAUUUCAAAGUGAGACAUUUAAUCACUCGCCAUUUUAUUAGAUACACUUGAUAUAGCUAAUGACGUAUACCAGCUGAACCUAAUAAAGUGGCAAGUGAGUGAAGCUCAGUGCUUGCAUGCUUUUUGUUUCAGUCAGUAUUCCAGUCAGCAUCAAGUUUUGUCAAACCAUGUACUACCUGUGCUAUUCAUGCACUUUUCUGCAUGUCUAGAAAGUUUUAUAGGCCGUCACAAUGUUAUUUUCAGUGUUUGUACCAAUGUCUCUAAAGAGAUGUUAUGCAGUUCUCUCUUCUUGUUUUUGUUUUUUAGUUUAUUUUUAACUUGUAAAGCCAAAUGGUGCAUUGUGAUUGACAAGACAACUAUCAGUGGAAUAUUGAAGCCAUUACUACAUAGGGAACAAGUGCAAACUUUGAUUUAAUGAGAAAUAAUUAAAAUCUUUGCACACCAUAGAAACAGUUUGCCAGCACUCGAACAACGAAACAAGUGCCUCAUUUUUUUUCUGCAAUAUUAUCUAUUUUUCAGCAACAGGUUCGUUUUAUAUUUUUAUAUAUUGAAUGUAAGUGUGACUGAGAUGAUUGUAUAUAAGCAGUGAAAACUGUGAUGCUGAAUGAUUUUUAAAAAACUAUUUUCAUGACACCUUUCCAAAAAAUAAAUAAAUUACAUUUUGUAUAAUU
Molecule: messenger RNA, 1726 nt
Organism: Cololabis saira (Pacific saury)
Lineage: Eukaryota; Metazoa; Chordata; Actinopteri; Beloniformes; Belonidae
Gene: snai2
Product: snail family zinc finger 2
Exons: 3
Coding region: 137-919 (260 amino acids)
Biological process (GO): regulation of DNA-templated transcription
Molecular function (GO): RNA polymerase II cis-regulatory region sequence-specific DNA binding; DNA-binding transcription factor activity, RNA polymerase II-specific
Source: RefSeq, a predicted model, not a curated record